AUGUCAGCCGGAAAAAUUAUUCAUCGUUAUUUUCAUCAAUUAAUUCAUGGCUGUGGAAAUAAUCAAUGUUCAAAUAUCUAUUGUCAAUCAAGUUCAUUAUUUAAAUAUGAUAAAACAAUUUUAAAUGAUCGAAAUGAAGUAGCUGCUGAAGCUAUUCGACUUAGUUUAGAACAUGUACCAUUAUGUGUUGAUGAAAAUAUUAUAAAAGAAUAUGAAGAAAAAAUGGAAAUAAAUAAGUUAACAGAAAAUAAUCUUCAAGAAUUAAUUAAUCAUUGUAAAAAAAUUGAUAAUUGGAAUUUAUUAAAUAAAUCAAUAGAAGAUAUUUUUUCAAAUCGAUUAAAUUUAUUAAAUAGUUUUUUAAAAGAAGAUUUUUCGAAUAAUAUUUCAAUUAAUAAAGAAUUUUCAUCAACAGCAAGUGCUACACCAAAAAGUUUUUUUAUACAU
Messenger RNA from Rotaria sordida, 444 nucleotides. The record is from the annotation of a GenBank genome assembly. NCBI's taxonomy places the organism in Eukaryota, Metazoa, Rotifera, Eurotatoria, Philodinida, Philodinidae.